This is a messenger RNA of Manis javanica (Malayan pangolin), 2276 nucleotides long. RefSeq names its product zinc finger protein 133 (gene ZNF133). Gene Ontology annotation, biological process: regulation of transcription by RNA polymerase II. Gene Ontology annotation, molecular function: RNA polymerase II cis-regulatory region sequence-specific DNA binding; DNA-binding transcription activator activity, RNA polymerase II-specific. Lineage: Eukaryota; Metazoa; Chordata; Mammalia; Pholidota; Manidae. Gene Ontology annotation, cellular component: nucleus. The record is from RefSeq and is a predicted model, not a curated record.
GGGGGUGUGGGCGCGCAUCUCCGGGGGACUGGGAUGAAGCUCAGUCGUGAAGCCCAGUGAUGCUCCUGUCUGCCCAAGAGAACUGCCUGAUGGGCACAGGGAGGAUUCCUGGGCUCCUGACAGCCCAGCUUCAGGCACACAUGGCAUUCAGAGAUGUGGCGGUGGAUUUCACCCAGGAGGAAUGGAUGCUACUGAGCCCUGCACAGAGGUCCCUAUAUAGGGAGGUGAUGCUGGAAAACUACAGCAACCUGGUUUCAUUGGGAAUUCUAUUUUCUAAGCCAAAGCUCAUCACCCAGCUGGAGCAAGGGAAGGAAACCUGGAGAGAAGAGAGAAAAUGCCCCAUGGCCACCUGCCCAGCAGAACCAAAGCCAGAACUCCGCCUCUGUCCCUUCUGCCCUCCAGAUUUUUCCAGUCAGAAACUCCACAUGCAACACAUGCUGUGUAAUCAUCCCCCCUGGAUCUUCACAUGCUUAUGUGCAGAGAGUCAUGGCCAGCCAGGGGAUCCAUGCCCAGGGAGCCAGGAGAAGCAGCAGCAAGCCUCAGAUCAGAGUUCCUGGAGGGAUAAAACAGAAGAUCAAGAGAGAGAAGGCAUAGCGCCCCUGUUUGGAAAGACAAAGAAAAGAACUUUGGAAACAUUCUCCAAGCCACCCCAAAGAGAGCCAGUCAGCUCUAGGAAUGGCAUCAGAGGGGUGGAAGUAGAGGCCAGCCCCGCUCAGACAGGAAACCCCGAGGAAACAGACAAAUUGCUGAAGAACAUAGAAGUCUUAGGAUUUGGAACGGUCAAUUGUGGAGAGUGUGGACUGGGCUUCAGCAAGAUGACAAACCUGCUUAGUCACCAGAGGAUACACUCAGGGGAGAAGCCUUACAUGUGCAGGGUGUGUGAGAAGGGCUUUAGUCUAAAGAAAAGCCUUGCCAGGCACCAGAAGGCCCAUUCUGAGGAGAAACCUGUUGUGUGCAGGGAGUGUGGACGAGGAUUUAAUCGGAAGUCUACACUCAUCAUACACGAGAGGACACACUCAGGUGAAAAGCCUUAUAUGUGCAGUGAGUGUGGGCGAAGCUUUAGUCAGAAGUCAAACCUCAUCAUACACCAGAGGACACAUUCGGGGGAGAAGCCCUAUGUGUGCCGGGAGUGUGGAAAAGGCUUUAGCCAGAAGUCAGCUGUUGUUAGACACCAGAGGACACACUUAGAGGAGAAGACCAUCGUGUGCAGUGACUGCGGACUAGGCUUCAGUGAUAGGUCAAACCUCAUCUCACACCAGAGAACACACUCAGGGGAGAAGCCUUAUGCCUGCAAGGAGUGUGGGCGUUGCUUUAGGCAGAGAACAACCCUUGUCAACCACCAGAGGACACACUCAAAGGAGAAGCCUUAUGUGUGUGGAGUGUGUGGGCACAGCUUUAGCCAGAAUUCAACCCUCAUCUCACACAAGCGGACACACACCGGGGAAAAACCUUAUGUUUGUGGGGUGUGUGGGCGAGGCUUUAGUCUGAAGUCACACCUCAACAGACACCAGAAUAUACACUCAAGGGAUAAGCCCAUUGUGUGCAAGGAUUGUGGGAGAGGCUUCAGCCAGCAAUCAAAUCUCAUUAGACACCAGAGAACACACUCAGGAGAAAAGCCCAUGGUUUGUGAGGAGUGCGGGCGAGGUUUCAGCCAGAAGUCAAACCUCAUUGCACACCAGAGGACACACUCAGGGGAAAAGCCAUAUGUGUGCAGGGAGUGUGGGCGAGGCUUCAGUCACCAGGCAGGUCUAAUCAGGCACAAGAGGAAACACUCACGGGAGAAGCCUUACAUGUGCAGGCAGUGUGGAGUAGGCUUUAUCAAUAAGUCAGCUCUAAUCACACAUAAGCGGGUGCAUUCAGAAGAGAAACCUUGUAUAUGCAGAGAGUGUGGCCAAGGUUUUAUCCAAAAGUCCCACCUCAUCUUACAUCAAAUGACACACCAGGGGGAGAAGCCUUACGUGUGCAAGAUGUGUGGGCAAGGCUUUAGCCAGAAGUUUCACCUCAGCAGACACGAGAGAAUGAAAUCAGUCCACCACAAACUGCCACUCCACCCCAACUCGGAGGUGUUGUUUGGGACAAUUAUCUGACCCCUUACACUCCCUUUGAAAAUGAAAAUGUUUGGUGAGGACUAAGUCAAAAUUUUACACUUUGAUGAAAUGGAGUAGAAAAAUGCAUUCCGUAAGUGGUCAAAGGACAUUUGACUUAGUUUACUUUCUCCAAUGCUAAGUCUUCAUAUUUUGUGGCCUUUUAUUCUAAUAAAAUUUGCUUCUUUACAA